GCUGGCCGGGAAUCCCAUUUAGCUCACAAAGAAACCAGGAAGUAAGAAGAAAUUAUUACAGUCUGUUCAUUGCUCAGGAUGUUAAAGGCAAUAGCCUGGGCAGCUUGGUUACUCAUUAGCAAAAGAGAAAGAGCACUGCGGGUCUGGACUGGCCAAACCGCAGACACGGACUUGAAGCUGGAAGACAGCUGCUGGCUAGAGGCAAGAAUCCCUGGGGAUCCUACCUGGAGUCCAUCUCUUUGUCUGGAUAACUUUUGCUUGGGACAAGAGACCAGAUGACUCUUUUCUCUUCUCAGACUUUGGUCUAAAUCAAGCCCUCUGCAUUUUACUUUUGUUGUGGGAUUUCUAAGCGGACGAGAGGAAAAAGGCACCUUUCCCACCCACCGAGCGGCUGCAUGGUUCCCACUUGUUUCACUCUGGGGCAGCAGCUACGACCACAGAAAUCCAGCUGGUGACCUCAGAGCAGGUCUGCUGUUGUGAAACAGGGCUUGGCACCCUCUCCAGAGCCUGGUGGAUUGGUGCUGAUUGCAAACUUUCUCAGUGGAGGAAGAGAAAGUGGAUCUGCAAAGAGCAAGGGGAGAGGGAGGAGCCCCUCUCCCCCACUCUCCACUGGGCCGCCAUGGGUAACUUUUGCCUGAGGCUCCGGGCAUACCUGGAGCCCUAUCUGCCCUGCUUGUCCCGGGAGGGAGCAGACAAGCCUUUGGGGAUUAGAAAUCCAGGGGCUGUCUGCCCCCCUGACCCUCCCCCUCCAGCUCCAAAGCCUGUGACAAGCCAGGGCCACUACUUUGUGGCUCUGUUUGAUUACCAGGCUCGGACCGCUGAGGACCUGAGCUUCCGAGCAGGCGAUAAGCUCCAGGUCCUGGAUACUUCCCACGAGGGCUGGUGGUUGGCCAGGCACUUGGAGAAAAGGGCAGACGGCUCUGGCCAGCUGCUGCAGGGCUAUAUCCCUUCUAACUAUGUGGCCGAGGACAGGAGCCUUCAGGCAGAGCCGUGGUUCUUUGGAGCAAUCAAGAGAGCAGAUGCAGAAAAACAACUAUUAUAUCCAGAAAAUCAAGAGGGUGCUUUUCUAAUCAGAGAAAGUGAAAGUCAGAAAGGCGAUUUCUCCCUUUCAGUUUUACACGAAGGGAUUGUGAAACACUACAGAAUCCGAAGACUGGAUGAAGGGGGUUUUUUUCUCACCCGAAGAAGAACCUUUUCAACAUUGAAUGAGUUCGUGAGUCACUACAGCAGGACAAGUGAUGGCCUGUGUGUUAAGCUAGGAAAACCAUGCUUAAAGAUACAAGUCCCAGCUACCAUUGAUCUGUCAUAUAAAACUGCGGAUCAGUGGGAGAUCGACCGCAACUCCAUACAACUUCUGAAGCGAUUAGGAUCUGGUCAGUUCGGAGAAGUGUGGGAAGGCCUAUGGAACAAUACCACUCCAGUAGCAGUAAAAACAUUAAAACCAGGUUCAAUGGAUCCAAAUGACUUCCUGAGGGAGGCACAGAUAAUGAAGAAUCUAAGGCAUCCCAAGCUUAUCCAGCUCUACGCUGUUUGCACUUUAGAAGAUCCAAUUUAUAUUAUUACAGAGUUGAUGCGACAUGGAAGUCUGCAAGAAUAUCUCCAAAAUGAUGCUGGAUCAAAAAUCCAUCUGACACAGCAGGUAGACAUGGCAGCCCAGGUUGCCUCUGGGAUGGCCUACCUGGAGUCCCAGAACUACAUCCAUAGAGAUCUGGCUGCUAGAAAUGUCCUUGUGGGUGAACAUAAUAUCUACAAAGUGGCAGAUUUUGGACUUGCAAGAGUUUUUAAGGUAGAUAAUGAAGACAUCUAUGAAUCUAAACACGAAAUAAAGCUGCCGGUAAAGUGGACUGCGCCUGAAGCUAUUCGUGCUAAUAAAUUCAGCAUUAAGUCCGAUGUGUGGUCAUUUGGAGUCCUUCUUUAUGAAAUCAUUACUUACGGCAAAAUGCCUUAUAGUGGUAUGACAGGUGCUCAAGUAAUCCAGAUGUUGGGGCAAAACUAUAGACUUCCUCAACCAGCCAACUGUCCACCGGAAUUCUACAACAUCAUGUUGGAGUGCUGGAAUGAAGAGCCUAAGGAACGGCCAACAUUUGAGAUGCUGUAUUGGAAAUUUGAGGAUUAUUUUGAUAUAGACUCUUCAUACUCAGAUACAAACAACUGAGCAUGAUGAACACUAAAGAACAUCAGACAAUACAGUAGCAAUAAAGUCCAGUAAUCAGUUCAGAAAUGCAACCUUAUUAACCAACUGCAAAAAUUAGUUUAUCUUGACAUACUCAAGCAAUAGGGUAAAUUUGGCCAUAUAUUCUAAAAAAGAUUAUAUGUGCAUUUUGUUGACUGUGCAAUACUACAAGAUAGUCAAAGAUGAAAUAUCAUUUCUCCACUGCCUGGCUAAAUCAAAUGCACUAAACAAAGUUAUUUUUCUUUUUAAAAGAUACUUACAUUUCUAUUUAUUGUUUGAAAUGCCGAUCAAGAGGAUCAACAGAUGAUAGUCAAUUUUUACUCAGUGACUGUUGUAGCAUUUUCCUGUUUACUGAUUAAAGUGGUUAUUCAUUAUUCCUCGGAUUGCUGAAUCCCAUCAGGCUGUUAUUAUGAAGGAAUUUGAUUGCUUUGCUGCACAGCAGGACCUGUGCUUCGAGAUUUUUUUUUUUUCUCUUUUAAAAUAUCCUGUAACUACAAUGAUGGCAAAGCCAUGUUAAAUGACUUGAUUGUACUUGGAGUAAUUGCACAUAUUUUUUUUUCUGAUGCAUAAAAAAAUGAAGCAGCUGUUGAGAGAAAGAAUUAAAAUCUCUCUCAUUUUGUAGAAGGAAAUGAUGGAAUUUUUCUAUACCUCAGUAUGUGUCAUCUGAGAUUCAUCUACAUUAGUUUUAAUCUCUUAAUGCUAAGAAUCAGAUUGCAAAGCUGAUGAGUUAUUAUCUAUGGAAAUAUGCAAGAAACAUCUAAGAGCCCACAAGAUCUAAGAAACAAGUAUCAAAAUAGUUUAGGAAAAUAGGGGGAAAGCAGUAGGUUUGCUAUGAACUAGGAUAUCUGAAUAAUUUAAAAGAUGUACCUUUGACAUAGAGGCCAGACUUUAAAAUUGACUACAAAACAGAUCAAACUCUGUUUCAGAUCUAGAGAAUAGGAAUGAUGCCUGACAUUCAUUAUGAAGCUGUACUUUUUUUCUGGUAGGACAAGAGAGCUUUUACUUAUCCUAAGUUUUCAUUAACCUUUGUAAGAAUAUUGCUGUCUUCUUAAGUAAUGGGUAUAUCAAAUUUUGUGUCUCAUUAGUGAUUAAGGAGUGUUCUUGAAGGGUUUUUCAAAAUUAAAUAUAUAUUCAAAAAUCUUCUAAUGUAAAGCAAUAUGAAAUAAUUCACAAGAAAAUUUUGAGUAUACUGAGGAUAUUUUGAGUAUAUCCUUCAUCUUUCUUUAAAGGAGAAGAAGAACAUUUCUCAACAGUUACAGAAACCCCAAUUCAAAGUGGAUUAAGCACUAAGUAAAUCUGCAAACUCUCUAACUGGAAGACAGAAGUUGUUAAACAGGAAACAGGCCCCAAAAGGAGUCACUUGUGUUAAGCCCUAUGUCAGCAUCCUGAAACUUAAUACUUGACCUAAUUGUAGUUUCAGCCUCUCCCAGGAAUGUAACAUUUAGCCAAUCAAUGUCUAAUUACCUGGCCAGCACUAGGGAGGUAACCCACCUCUUCCAUCUUAGAAGGGAGAUCUUGUCCAAAAUAACCAGUUAUUUGCUAAUAACUUCACUUUCCCAUCCCUUUUAUCCCCCCCCCCCCCCUUUUAAGUGAUUGUACCUACAGCAAGAAGUUACCGGGCUAGGGGUUGAAUCAGAGCUGUGGCAUCAGGCCUUUGCCACAGUCAC
Messenger RNA from Phacochoerus africanus (Common warthog), 3840 nucleotides. RefSeq names its product fyn related Src family tyrosine kinase (gene FRK). NCBI's taxonomy places the organism in Eukaryota, Metazoa, Chordata, Mammalia, Artiodactyla, Suidae. Gene Ontology annotation, molecular function: signaling receptor binding; ATP binding; non-membrane spanning protein tyrosine kinase activity. Gene Ontology annotation, biological process: cell differentiation; protein phosphorylation; cell surface receptor protein tyrosine kinase signaling pathway. The record is from RefSeq and is a predicted model, not a curated record. The coding region runs from base 620 to 2155 and encodes 511 amino acids. The transcript has 8 exons. Gene Ontology annotation, cellular component: extrinsic component of cytoplasmic side of plasma membrane.